This is a messenger RNA of Scaptodrosophila lebanonensis, 7368 nucleotides long. RefSeq names its product zinc finger FYVE domain-containing protein 26 homolog (gene Sptz). Gene Ontology annotation, biological process: regulation of cytokinesis; mitotic cytokinesis; double-strand break repair via homologous recombination. The transcript is spliced from 9 exons. Gene Ontology annotation, molecular function: phosphatidylinositol-3-phosphate binding; metal ion binding. The record is from RefSeq and is a predicted model, not a curated record. NCBI's taxonomy places the organism in Eukaryota, Metazoa, Arthropoda, Insecta, Diptera, Drosophilidae. Bases 300 to 7151 code for a protein of 2283 amino acids. Gene Ontology annotation, cellular component: lysosomal membrane; midbody; centrosome.
CUGUAAUGCCUCCAGGGUGGGCUUUGUUUCGCUUUGCUUAACGCGAACAGCAGACAUAUGUACAUACAUAAUAUGCAGGCGUCUGCGUUCAUUAUUGCCAGAGCCAGAGCAGUUGAGUUCAAGCUGCAAAGAUAACAAAAGGCGAGAUACAAUCAGAACCUACAAUACGUACCUAUACUCCAUGCAUGCAUACAUAUACACAUAUAUGGUUUAGAAGUUGAAAGUCGAAUUCAGUAAGCGAUGAACAGCGCUUGAAUCGUGAGCACAGAGCAACAGGUGGCUUACGACCAAAAAAUAAAAUGGCUCUGGAUACAUGUCCAGAACUGCGGCAGCUUAUGCCGUUGGAUCAGCAGGAGUUAAUAGAGUCCUUUCUCAAGAGCCCAAACGGUCGCAAUGAACGCUUGCAAGCCCUGCUCCUCCAAUCGCCUUAUCCGAUCCUGCAAAUAUUAAAUUUGUUUUAUAAUCGGGCUAAAUUUAAUAUUGGGCGCGUCAUUAGCGCUGCGCUCCAUGAAAUGCUCGACAAUGACGCAUUAUAUGAGUCGCCACAAUUUAUCAACAUGCUUGCCAAUUUUCCUCAACAAAUAAUGGAGGCGUUAACUCUGCAACAAAAGCUUCUGGAUCGCUUACAAAGGGAUUGCGGUGCUAGGGAGGAAUUGCUGCUGGCCUUGCUGGCCCGUCAGGAUGAACAGCUUUUAAACCAGCUCCUGCGUAAAUCCCGCCAAGCAUUAUGGAUGCAGUGCAACGAUGGACUGCCCAAUCACCAACUAGUCCUACAAUUGGCGUUGACCGAGCGGGAACAUUUUGUGCCGCGCUUGUGCAAACAGUUGAAGGAUUUUCAUUGCAUACAAGAUUAUGGGUUGCGCAAUAACCUGUUGAUAUUGAAGCUGGCGGAUGAAUUUGCACUUGGAGGACAGACUGUCGACCAAUUGGGCUACAUAGAGAAGGCACUGGCUGCCUUUAAUUUGUCCGCAGUGCCUCCAGAGCUGCAGGAGAUACAUCACUUUUUUUACGCAGACUUUCAACGCUUGUCCCUGUUGCUGGCAUUUCUGCGACAGCACGAACAGGUGAACAAAACCUUAAGGGUUGAGGCUUUGUUACGUGCUCCAGGCGUAUUGACGUUAAUCCAUGACCAGGGCAUUAUCUGUGAGACUAAGCAGCUGAUGCAACUUAUCGAAGACACAUAUAAGUGGCAGCAAAAGACGCCUGCAUUAAAAUGUGUGCGUACACAAGAGCUGGAAACAUUAAGCUACUAUACGGCCCUCUGUCAUACAUACGACGUGAUAAUGGAGGAGCAAGAAUCGACCAGAGAAACGCUGCUGCAGUUGUCUACACAGCUGCGUCAGCUCCGAUCUCUUGGGGUUCUAUGCGCCAUUAUGGAAGACAUUUUACAUUUGGUCUUUCUGCGAUGGGAACAGCUGGAGGCAAGACAUAUGAAAAACAGCAAUGCUGGCAAUGGCGACGAUGACGACGACGACGAUGAUGAGCAAUAUGUAGACGAUGAGGCGACGCCACCAGCAGCAACAGCUGCUAAUCAUAGUAAGCAUCGCUAUGGCUUCAUUUGUCGCGCACCCUCCAUACAUGCACUUUUCACAUACCUCAAGAGUUUUGUGACCAAGAAGCGUCACACAGAGGAGUACAAAUGUGCCACGGAGGAAACGCAGUUUCGCUUUCAACGCAUUUCGGGCGCCAUUAAUGAGGCACUCUGGAAGUAUAGCGUACUGCAAAAGAUUGAAAAAUCGCUGACCAAGUCAAUGAAUCAGGGCGUAGAAGGUGCUGGCUCCUACUUGGGACCGGAGCAGCUGUUGCAGUUAAUUCAGCUGCACAAUAAGACACGCGAGAAAGCUUCCAGCGACGAUGAGAGUGGAGAGCGUCUCAACUUUGCCUCCAGUUUGACUCGGCGCAAGUCAAAGAAGCAAAGACGUGCCUCAACUUUUAGUGGAGCAACAGCAUCCACGGAACUAGCUGGCGGUAGCGGACUGACAUUGGAGCAGCAUCGUGCCCGUGCCAAUAAAAUGCGUACGGAUUUGAGUGAUGGUCUGGGAAAGUAUAGAAAGUUAACACCGCCAUUCACGGAGCGCUCAAUAAUACCCAAAAUGCUGUGCACGCCUGAGCAGUUGGCCAUCAUAGCUCUGGCUUUAAAGAACUUUAGCGAUGUCAAGUAUAUUAUAGAGACAUUUCACCUGGAGCACAGCCAUCUGAAGCGUGAUUUGCAAUUCAUGGAGCAGCAACAACUAAUCAAAGAGAAACUCUCCAACAUUUAUGCCAACUAUAUGGCUCUGGAAGACCAGCGCGUAGGCAGCAACACCACUACCGUAGAGCAAAUAAAAUCUGUUGCCGCCAAGGGUUUCGAGCUCUCCAAAAUUAUCAGCGUUGUGGAGAAUUUUGCGCAAGAGCAGCGACUACAUCAAAGCGUAGAAGUGAAGCAGUUGCUUCAACGACACGCAGGCAACUCACAGUACGCGUUUCUGCGCCAAUACGAGGAACGAAACUUAAAUGCUCUCAUCAUAGCCGAUUUAAUUGUGAACUUGCGAUUCAAUCGUGAGAUAACCUCUAAUCUCCUGCUGGUAAUAAGAAGGCAACAGCAAAUACACCAAUCCAGCGAGCAGCCUGAAGAUGUCAGUACUGAACCACAACCAUUGCGUGGGCAGAAAACUCAGUUACCCAUGGAAAUCGGGGCGAUGACGUUGCUGGAGAAUCUGUGUGAAUGCAUGAGAGUCUUGGAACGUGAUGGUCGACAAGCAGCUUUAAGUGAUUUGUUAAGCAGGCACUGCUAUACUUUAAAGCCACAGCAGUUGGCGUUGGAGCUGCAACGAGAGGCGGCCUUCAAUGCUGUCUAUUACAAAAAAGAUGCGGACUAUGCCCAUUGUCAGGAUUUGCGCGCCCACAUCCUUCAUUUUCAGCAGCUAAAAUCGAGGCACAAUUAUUAUGCCCGCUUCUGCAACUAUGUACACCAAUUAGCGCGCCUUCUCCAGCUACGAGACGCUAAUUUGGAGUACCACACUACCCAAUUGCUCAAACAUGAUCCCUACAUUGUGAUCGGUGAACUAAUCUACGACUGUGAUAUGACACCCCUAGAAAUUGAGAGCAACGUGGCUGCUUUAAAUUUGAGUCUUGUUCAUGUCAUUGCAUUAAACAUUUGCCCCCAACUUAUGCCUGGUGUGGCUGCAGGCCAGAUGGUUGCCCAACGUUCUGUGUCACCACAAAAGAAGGAGUCCAUUCACAACUAUCUGUCGCAGCACAAUCAAUUAUUGGCCCAUCUCCUGGAGACAGUUCAGCUGGGACACAUUUCAGUCGUACCACCAGAGUCCGGCCUGAACUUUGCCUAUUUACAUGAAUUGAUUGAACUAAAUGAAAUAGACACCCUGGCUAAAGUGUACAAUGGAAACAGGGUGGUGUCUGCUUUGCAUUCCUAUAAAUUGGACAGUACCGCUUUGGAGCAUUUGGUGGAGUCCCCCCUUUUGCAGUUGCAAAUUCAAUUGCUUGGCAUCAGCGGUACAACAGAAUCUUUUAAGGUGCGAGAGGAGCGCAUCGAUGGCUUGAUAGGGAAACUAAUUGAAAUGGAUGGAAGAAACAUAACGCUAGUCACACACAUGAGCGACAUUGUACUGAGGGCGCGACUAUUGCAAGAGCACUUCACGAAAAUUCCGACUACAAAUUUGGCAAAGGAGCUGAUCGAGCGUACUUUGCAGCAUCGACAGGCAUCACAAUCUAUACCCAACUCUCUGAGGAAGCAAUUGGAGCACACGUUGUCCGAUAUAACGAUCUAUGCACGCGUUUCUACGGUGCUGGAAUUUGAGACUUGGCCCCAGGCUUACGAUUUUGGACGCAAGACACCGAAUGUGAUAUUCGAGCAGCUGCUGCAAAGACAGCUUUUUGAACUGUGCCACCAAUGGUGUCAGGUGGUUCAACUAACCACCGCUUAUGCGGCGCAGCAGCGCACUUUUCUGCUUACUCUAUUGGAUUCUCUGCUCGAGGUGCUCGAUGAUGUGGAUGAGCAUUUAUUGCGUAUAAUAGAGCUGUUUCCGGCUACAGCGCUUGUUAAUUUUUUGGACACGCAUAAGGAUAAGCUGCGUUCCCUUGAACUAAUGGAAUGGGUGAUAAAUUUCCUGGUGGCGAAUGCGCGUAAUGCGCGUGUUUAUAGGAACUAUAGGGUUUCCUUGAUGGUGUGUCGUCAAUUGGGCGCUACUGAGCGCCAACACUUUUGGCACCUGCUGCGUUAUCCUUUGCUCAUUAUCGAGCAACUCCUUCUGAAUGCCAAAUUUGAACUAUUGGCCAAGGUGAUGCCAGCGGCUAGAACGGCGCUGCAGAAGAUUCCCGCAGGCGAGCUGUGUCCUUACUGUUUUGACAAACGUGGACAUAACUAUGAUGUGCAAGCAACCGAUGAUAAAAGCGGAGGUGUUGGAAGAACUGGAACUCCAAUUGGUAAAGCAGGCGUUUCACAGAAGGUGCGCUUCCAGCUGGGUCACACCAAAUCGGAGACCUUUAUUCUACUGAACUUCAAUUUGUACCAGCAAGAUCACAUCGUUGGCAAUGAUUGCUUCGAUCUACUGCUGCGCAUCUAUGCCAGCAAGGCCUUGGACUAUCACAUUGCCGACGUGCAUUCGGAGCAAAGUUCCAUCAGCACCGACCUACAGAACUCAUUGGACUCGCUCUGUGGAGCCUUUCAAAUACCAAAACAAGCGCCCAGCCGAGAGCAUUGGGUGAGGGAUGAGGAGGCCUCCCAUUGCAUGUGUUGUAAGCGCGCAGCCUUCACAAUGCUGAUGCGACGUCACCAUUGCCGGCGCUGUGGACGCGUCGUCUGUUAUGCCUGCUCCACGCAGCGCAUGAAGAUAACCGAGCUUUACGGUGAGCUGGAGGUGCGAGUGUGCAAUGAAUGCAUGGAGCGUUGUGCUUCCGAGCUGCAGCCGCCAGUUUCAAAUGAAGAAGUUCCUGCCCUGGGAACGAGCUUUCCCUUGCGUCGCAGCGCCGUGAACGCAUAUAAAUGGAGACUGAGUGGCAUCAUCACCCACGACAAGUUGCUACGUGAAGAAUUUUGCUAUGAGCAUGCACCCAGUGUGGCUCUGAGCUUGUCCAUACUCAACCAUCAUCAGAGUCAAUUGCAAUGCGUCGAAUUCUUGUUAUUCCAUUGCCGCAAGCUGGAGAAGCUCAUUGUGCCCAAUCCGGAAGUGGACUAUGACCUGGUGGCGAAAAUGAUGAAUGUGCUAGCGUUGGCCGCAAAGGUUCGUGGUGCACCUGGAGAUCUGGACAACAUACGUGAGCACUCGGAAAUUGUGAUGGCUGUGGUACAGCAAGGCUGUGAAUCCCUCAUUCCUCCUGGACCUCUCAGCGAUCAGAAUCUGCGAAAGCUGGCCGAUGCUCUUGUGGAGGCGGAACAUUGGUCCCUCGCUCUGGAAGUUCAUUUAAAAUUUGGAUUCGCCACAACAGGUGUAAUGGCAGCACAUGGCAUGGCUUGUUUGCGAGCCGGAUGCUAUGAUGCAGCACGGGAGAAGUUUGCUCACUGUAUGACACGAGUCUCCAACGAGCAGUUAAACAGUGACAUAUGCAAGCAUAUAUUUUCCAAUAAUGUGGGGAAUGAUCUGAAAUCAACAGAUGCCGAGCCACCCCCAAUUAAACGGCCGCAACGUGGACCCGCCCUGCUGCAGGAGGUCCUGAAACUCAUUGCGUCGAUACCGUUGCCUCAUAUCCAGCAACAGCCGGAAACUCUAAAACGUGCCUCGUUGGUGCGUAACUCAAAUACUUCGCUUGCUUCGCUCUUUUCCCGUCGCAAGGAACCCCAUGUGCCCCGAACGCCACUACACGAACCGGCGCUCAAUGUGAUGAAUGCUUUGGCCAGCUUGAAGCAGAUCGCCAAAGGAAAUUAUGGCGAACAUAAUGGAAUCUGUGAUGAGGCAAAUCGUCGGCAAUCGCGCAGAUUUGAAGAAUCCUUACACUAUGUGCUGACCUAUGGCUCCCAUGCGGACAUUUUGCAAUUACUUAUGCAGCAAAACGAGCUGCGGGCGGCUUUGAAAUACUUGCAACAUGAGAAACUGGAAACGGAUCACUUUAUACAGCAGAUUUUUCAACCCAGCCUUGCCAUCGGUCAACUGCCCGUACUGAUUGAAGAAAUGCAACAACUGGACGAUGUGAAGCUCAGUUCGUGGCGUCUGCCUUUGCUGCAAACCUGUAGGCAUUUGGAGCAGCAGCAGCAAUUGAAUUCGUUAUAUCAAUUGCAACUAUUGCUGAAAGAUCCCAUUCGCGCCAGCAUGACUUGCGUGAAGUUCUAUGCCCUCAAUUGUGACAGCUUCCAAAAGUUGCACGCUAAUGCCGAGCAUUUAAGGUCAGCGCACAUGCAUUUGCAGAGUGAAUUGGACGCCAGCCAGUGGGACGUACUGCAGCGGGAGCAACAGCCGGCUAGAAGAACGAGCACGGUGAGCGUGGGUUCAACGACAGGGGCGUGUUUUGCCAUGCAGAUGGACGCACGUGCUCUUAAUAGCCAUAUUAAUACCAUACGGCUUCAAAUGGAGGUGGCUAAGUUCCUCGCCAAAUGCGAAAAGGAAUCCCCCCCAUCUAACGAUGCACUUAUUACCCAGCAGAUCCUGAAGCAGAUCCGGUUGGACUCACAUCGAGCCUCACUUCCGACUCUUUUUGAAGGACCUGCUGACAAAAUUCAGCUCUGCAUUCUAGUACUUCUGUGCGGUAAGAAUAUAGAUGUGGGCUUCGGUCUGGCUUACAGCAUUAUACAAGACUACAAGCUGGCGCCCAUGAAAGUUUUUGGAGCCACGGCAAAGUAUUUGGCACGCAAUAAACGUCUAGCGGAGGUGGAUAGACUGCUAAAUUGCAUUGCCAGCAACAAUGGCGGAAGCAGUAGCUCCGAUACUGAUGAACUGCUCUCGAUUGCAAUCAAUGCCGCUGUGCAAUGCCACGAGCCAGAGACUAAGCAGCUAUUGGAUAGCUUGGCCAAGCGUAUUAGCAACGUGGAGUUGCGUAUUUCAUCUCACAUUUUCAUUGGCCAAUUGAAGUCGGCCUAUUUACUGGCCAAUAAAUACGACCGCUUGGCAGAUAUACGCAAGAUUUUACGCCAAGCUGAGCUUACAAAUCAGAUACACAUCAAGAAACUAUGUGAAAAGAAACUGAAUAUUCAUUCAAAGCCAAUGGCACCAACGCCACUGUGAUAAUUUAUUUUCGAUUUGGCAACAAUAUAUUCAACUGUAUUUGUUAUAUCAAUUUUUUAGCUUAAUAUUUAUUUUAAUCCUUUAAGCUGUAAAAGACAGCAAGUAUUUCGUGUUCUAUGGUAAAAAGUUCUCAAAUUGUACCAAAUUAUAUUUAAAAUGUGUAUUUCCAGUUUAUUAUACAUAUGUACCCAAGUUUAUUAAACAGUUUUACAAACCA